Molecule: messenger RNA, 1509 nt
Organism: Aedes aegypti (yellow fever mosquito)
Lineage: Eukaryota; Metazoa; Arthropoda; Insecta; Diptera; Culicidae
Product: actin cytoskeleton-regulatory complex protein pan1
Exons: 3
Coding region: 114-1412 (432 amino acids)
Molecular function (GO): sequence-specific DNA binding
Source: RefSeq, a predicted model, not a curated record
CUACAAUUUGCUUGACGUUUGUUUGUUUAUGUGUUGAUCACCGACCCAGUUCCUAAAAACGAAAACGACAAUAGUAAUUAUCUACGGUGUUUUAAUACGACAUUCAACAAACAAUGGGUGGCUGCCGGUGCACCUUCCGCCAGUGUGAAAACAGCAGCAGCAGCAAGCCGGGGAUGCACUUUUUCCACUUCCCCAUUCGGGACUGGCCGCGGCUGGAAACUUGGGCCCAGAACGCAAGCAAGACCGACUUCAUGACGCUUCCGCUGAGUAAGCUGAAAAACAAGGUCGUCUGCCAGGACCACUUCGAGAAUCGGAUGUUCAUGAACUAUCUCAAGGAAGGCCUGGUGAAGACUGCCGUUCCGACGUUGGAUAUCCUGCAGGACGGAUCCGUUCUGAACGUGGAAACGAAUGAGGCCAGCGAACGGGAAGAAUGGAUUGUACCGGAGAAGGAUAGCAACGGCACGGCGGAGGCGGCACCGAUGGAACCCGAGACCACUCGGAUGGAGAUUCAGUUUGUUGAUUCGGAGCAUGAAGAGUUCAACAUAACGCCGGUCGUAAGUCCACCGCCUCAGCCCAAAAUCCUGAACAAAACUUCCGAUACGCUCUCAGUGCGACUCCUAUCGAGGAACACUAAUGAGCCCAUGGCAACUCCAUCGGCUUCCGCUUCACCCGUCGUUCUGCGGAAAGUGAUGGUCAAACGCAAACGGAGACCUUCGUCAGACGAUUCAUCAGGCAAAUCCAAAAUGCAGAUUGUUUCCAUCCAACGCUUGCCAAAGAUCGAAGCACCUGUGGCCGCCGAAGAAGUUCCAUCAGUGGCAACACCCUCCUCGUCGACGGAUGUCACAACCGAAGUUCCUGCUCCCGAGAAUCAGGUUCAGUCAGCCAAUGCAGCGGCAGCAGCAGCACCACCUUUGCCCGCAGUUCCAACGGUCAAGGUCAUCACCGACCCGGCCUAUAUCGAAAAGUUGGAUCAAACGUCCGCUCAGAUAGCGGAGGUGAAACAAAUGCUCACCGAUGUCCUGAACAGACCCAUUCCGGAACCGAAGGUGAUAACCGUUCCGGUGCCAACGCCACCCGCGCCGCCAGUUGCUCCUAAGCCCGAGCUCCCCGCUGAGGAAGGGCCAUCCAAGCUGCUGGAGAAGGGACCGUACAUGAACAAGGUGCAGCUCUUCAACGGAAUCAAACGGUAUCUGAAUCCGACGAUGGUGGCACUGUUGCGCAUGGAACUGUUCGCCGGGGCACCGGAACGACAGUGGAAGGCGGACGAAAAGACGCUAGCGGUGGAGCUGGUCAACUUGGGAGAGAACGUUUACACGCAUUUCCUGGACGAGUUCCGGUUUCGGCUGCCACCGAAGAAGGACGUCCUCAAGUGGAAGGAGCAAGCGCUGGACGAUGACGACGAUGCUUCGUGAGGUGUUAGGGGUAAGUGACUUAGGAUAUAUCGUGACAAAUUCGCAUUUCAUUCGCAUGUAUCGAGAUCUUUGAUAAAUUUAAGUUUUUCAAAUGAGA